AUGUCCAAACUCCGCUACUAUAUCAUCGAUGUCUUCUCAUCCAUUGCCUACCAGGGUAAUCCCCUCGCAGUGGUAGACACCACAUCCACCACCCUCACCUCGACCCAGAUGAAACUACUAGCAAGACAAUUCAAUCUAUCGGAAACAACCUUCAUAUGUCCCCCAGCGGACCCCAAAGCUACCUGGCGUCUGCGAUCAUUUCUGCCCAACGGAGUAGAGGUUUUUGGAGCUGGUCACAAUUCGCUCGGUGCGUGGUGGUGGAUUGCAGAUUCAGGGCUUUUGGGAGACAUCGCACAAGAUAGAGAAUCCGGUCAGACCUAUUUCCAACAACUAGGCGAUAAUAUCCUACCGGUUGAAGUGUCGCGAUCAAAGCUAGGAGAUCUUGUUGUCUCGAUGAGGCAGGGUCAACCUCAGUUCUUGAACCAACAUGCCAACCAUGAUUCCCUUGCUACAUCUCUUGGGAUCGACGCCUGUGACAUUGGACUAAGGUGCUCGGAUGUUAUACUCGACCGGGCAAUGGUGGUUAGCACUUCACCUGCUCGUCAUCUUUUAAUUCCGAUCCGAAGCCUUGAUGUCCUGAAAAAUGUCAGCUUUGCCGACAAAGACGGGAUCUCAAAGGAGCUCGCUAGUACCGAAAGCUAUAACAGUGGGGUAUACGUUUUCACCGAAAAUGAGUCCGAAUCAAAGACUCCGAGAUUUGAGGCCCGGUUUUUCAGUCCGGGGAUGUCAAUGGAAGACCCCGCUACGGGUUCGGCUGCUGGGCCUUUGGCUGCUUACUUGUGGGCGAACAAUGCCCUGAUAUCUGUGGAGAAUGGAGUAUCUCGGAUCGAAGUCGUGCAGGGUGUACAGACUGGGAGGAGAUGCCUGAUGAAUUUGAGCAUCGAACCGAAUAAAGGAGAUUCAGUUAGCAUCACGAUCUCCGGAACUGGCGUGCUGGUUGCAGAUGGAAACAUUAUGAUUCCUAGCUCUAGGGUUUCAUUUUGA
Messenger RNA from Penicillium mononematosum, 984 nucleotides. Its product is annotated as PhzF family phenazine biosynthesis protein. Gene Ontology annotation, molecular function: isomerase activity. The coding region runs from base 1 to 984 and encodes 327 amino acids. The transcript has a single exon. Gene Ontology annotation, biological process: biosynthetic process. Gene Ontology annotation, cellular component: cytoplasm. The record is from RefSeq and is a predicted model, not a curated record. Lineage: Eukaryota; Fungi; Ascomycota; Eurotiomycetes; Eurotiales; Aspergillaceae.